Molecule: messenger RNA, 3009 nt
Organism: Hippopotamus amphibius kiboko
Lineage: Eukaryota; Metazoa; Chordata; Mammalia; Artiodactyla; Hippopotamidae
Gene: KHK
Product: ketohexokinase
Exons: 8
Coding region: 1676-2698 (340 amino acids)
Biological process (GO): fructose metabolic process
Molecular function (GO): ketohexokinase activity
Source: RefSeq, a predicted model, not a curated record
UCGGAGCUCCCUGCGCUUUCAUGGGCUCGCUGGCGCCGGGCCACGUAGCCAACCUGUUUCCUUGGCCACUCCCUGGAGCCCGCUUCAGCUUCCCACCUUCUCCUUCCUUGCUUCCAGCAGACCCUCUCCGGUGGAUGUGACAUGGCCCUUCUCAAGUCCCUUAUCCUGCCUGUGCUUGUGGCAGAAGGCAGUUAGGAUAUGCUGUACCCACCCUCCCUCGGGGACGUCCUGCAUCCAUGGUCCCAGGGUCCAGGCCCGCAGUUUCUUUCCCAGCUGAGGGGGCAGGGCCAGGGUUUGUGUCCCUGUUGUUCACUGAAGCAGCGAGAGGUCCCUGCCUAAGGACACCCCGAUGCCACGUGCUAAAGCUGGGCCCAGACCCACGCCUCCCCGCUCAUCAGUUGGGAGGCUACAGCCCAUCGUGGCCCACACACUUUCUCCAUGGUGGCUGCUGCAGGGACCCAAGAGCCCUUUGAUCCCUGGCACUGCCGACUCAGCAAGCGCUUAUCAGGAAGUGAGGCCCACACUUUGCCCACUGUGGGCACAGAGGCAGGCUGCCAGGUUGCUGGCCUGUAAAGCACAGCCCUUUGAACCCUGGUUUGAGAGGGGCUGCUGCCAGAGCCCAGCCCCGAGCCGCAGCCAGAUUCCCUUCCUUUUGAACUGGCUUGAAGCAAAUAGUGGGGCAAGAGCCUGCCCUGUGAAGUGGGACAGAGGGACCCGGGGCCAACAGUUGCUCACUUGUCAGCCCUCUUCAGCAGCUGUCCUCCCUCCCCGCUAGAGCAAGACCGUGCCUCUUGCUUUGGGUGGACCCACCUUUGUGGAGCAAUCACGCUGAGAGGUGGGCCAUUCCAAAUUCUCCCCAUGAGUUCAACAAACACCAAGUGACCCCCUACCACGUGCCUGGCACUGCGGGUGCAGAAAGUUAUUUGGCAAACCAACCCGUAUUUUCCAUGCUGUGGGGAAGCUACUGUUUAAAGGACCCUUGAGAUGUAAGACAAGGAAUGAUGCCCUGACGUGGCACCUUUAUACAAUUCCGUAUUGUCCAGCUUUGGUGUUGCCGAAAGUGGGGUCCGGCCAUAGUGAGAAAGGCCAGGAUGGUGGCUGGACUACUGGGCAUUGUUACCAGAGCCUGGUGACCGGACACUGCAUUUCCAAAGAGCUGGGAGGGGUGGAGUGACCUCCUUGUUCUGCUGGUGCCGUCUUCCUGAGGGGCCACCCCCCAGCUCACUCUGAUUGGAGGGGAUUCUGAGCAGGAGUCCUGGACCAGGUCCAUGCUGAGGGGCCUCAGGCACUGGAGGGCUGGCCACGCUGUGGAAGGAGCGGGCAGUGAGCCGGCCCACGAGGCAGCACCACCUCCUGGCUGGGCGUCAUGGAGGCAGGUGUAGAGGGAGAGGCAUCAGCGUUAGGACGGAAGGACUUCAGAGAGAGGAAUACCAUGGGGAAGAGCAAGCAGAGGGCACCUGGGGACAAAGGAUCCCCUUGGUAAUUAUUAAUACUGCCUGGGCCUUGCCUGAUACAGGCCACAGUGCCCUCACCUGCUUGAUUCAAACAGGGUACAUGUUCUCGGUGCCAAAUCUACUCCAUCUAGCUUUAUGAACAUGAGCAGAUCCUUUCCAGCUUGAAUCAGACUGUAGGCCAGGGUCAGGGUUGGAGUUUGCUUCAGUCAGGACCUAAAAGAAUGUCCCUCAGGGUUUUUGUUGCCGAGCUUCAGCCGGGCUCUCCUGCCUCUCCUGCCCCCACACAGCCCGUGACGGUGAAUCCCAGACCCUUCCUAGCCUCUCUGCUUGCACCCCAGAGUCCCCGGUGGCCCUGCCACCUCCCCUCCAGUCCCCAAACCCCCGUCGAACUGCACCUCCCCGGGUUACUCCGCCCCGGCAGUUUUGUCCUGGACGACCUCCGCCGCUAUUCCGUGGACCUACGCUACACGGUCUUUCAGACCACGGGCUCCGUCCCCAUCUCCACAGUCAUCAUCAGCGAGGCCAGUGGUAGCCGCACCAUCCUACAUGCCUACAGCUUCCUGGUGGCUGACUUCAGGCAGCGGGGCGUGGACGUGUCUCAGGUGGCCUGGCAGAGCGGCGGGGACACCCCAUGCUCUUGCUGCAUCGUCAACAACGGCAAUGGUUCCCGUACCAUUGUGCUCUACGACACGAACCUGCCAGAUGUGUCUGCUAAAGACUUUGAGAAGGUUGAUCUGAGCCGGUUCAAGUGGAUCCACAUCGAGGGCCGGAACGCCUCAGAGCAGGUGAAGAUGCUGCAGCGGAUAGAACAGCACAAUGCCAGGCAGCCUCCGGAGCAGAAGAUACCGGUGUCUGUGGAGGUGGAGAAGCCGCGAGAGGAGCUGUACCAGCUGUUUGGCUACGGAGACGUGGUGUUUGUCAGCAAAGACGUGGCCAAGCACUUUGGGUUCCGGUCGGCAGAGGAGGCCCUGAGGGGCCUGUACGGUCGCGUGAGGAAGGGGGCUACCCUGGUCUGUGCCUGGGCUGAGGAGGGUGCUGACGCCCUGGGCCCCGAUGGACGGCUGCUCCACUCCGACGCUUUCCCACCGCCCCGGGUGGUAGACACUCUGGGGGCUGGAGACACUUUCAACGCGUCAGUCAUCUUCAGCCUGUCCCAGGGGAAGAGCAUGCAGGAGGCGCUGAGGUUUGGCUGCCAGGUGGCCGGCAGGAAGUGCGGCCUGCAGGGCUUUGACGGCAUCGUGUGAGUGUCCUGUGGCAGGAGGCACUGGUUCACACCCCGCCCCAGGCCAGCAUCACUGGCUGCCGUUGCCCCCUCCUCUCUGGCCAGCCUGGCAUUGGGCUGCCUUGCUCUCUGGGUGGACGCAGGCUGCGGGAGGGCUCCCCGUGUGACCUGGCGUCUCACCUGGCAGAGCUGCAGAGCGAAUAAAUCUUCCCCAGAGCCGGCUUCCUUCUGGCAGUCUGUCCAUCUUUGAUGUCCUAGCUGCUCUGGCUGGGGAUUCCGGAGGCUUUGAUCCGACAGUCCUUUGCCCUCUUUUUCUCUAUUCCCCACGUUCAC